CGUCGACUCGGCUCGGCUCACCUUUCCACGGCUCUCCGACUUCUGCUGCAACUUUUCUUUUUCUGUUCUAGAUCCCGCGUGCGACACCGAGUGCGUCCGUUGUCUUGCCAUCGCAGCAAGAGUUCGAAUCUGCGACUCGAGCUUCUCUUCUUCUUCUUCUUCUCUCGCGACUCGGGGAAGAAGGCGACCGGUAUGAGGGUGUUGCGGCUUGGCCUCUUGCUCGCGCUCGCCUCCGGACUCCUCGCGCUCUGCAUCUACAUAACCGGCGUCUCCGAUUUCUACGGUGGCUAUCGGCUCUCCGACGACGAUUUGGACGCUCUGCGGUCUCUGCAGAGCCAGUUCCAAAAGUGCGUGAAGGCGAAUGGAUUGGGAUUAGAAGCUGUCAGUGGGAAGAGUAUCUGUGAAGUCGCCUUGAGCUUCCCUCCUGACACUGUUUCCAAAUGGAAAGAUCCCAAAUCUGGAGAACUUGAAGGUUUGUCUUUCGAUUUCAAUCUUUGUGAAGCUGUAGCUACAUGGGAACAGGUGAGGAAUAGUACCACUAUACUUACCAGGGAGUUCCUUGAUGCUUUGCCAAAUGGGUGGGAAGACUAUGCGUGGCGGAGGAUUAACAAAGGAAUACAACUCAACCAAUGUGAAAAUAAGACUCUAUGCAAGGAGAAACUUUCUCUGGUACUUCCUCAAACCCCCCCAUACUUUCCACGGCAGUUCGAUCGCUGUGCUGUCAUUGGUAACUCUGGAGAUCUUCUAAAAACAAGGUUUGGAAAGGAGAUAGAUGAUUAUGAUGUUGUCAUCCGGGAAAACGGUGCACCUAUCCAGAAUUACACGGAUUAUGUAGGAAAGAAAAGUUCAUUUCGUCUUCUGAAUAGAGGAUCUGCAAAAGCUCUUGAUAAGGUUGUUGAGUUAGAUGAAACGAGGAAGGAAGCUCUGAUCAUAAAAACGACAAUUCAUGACAUCAUGAGCAAGAUGAUAAGGGUCCGUAAGUUUCCUUUUUCUCUUAAUCUGUCUCAUAGGCAUGUUUGGAGCAUCCUCCUUACUUGGCACAAGGUUUGCCUUUUGCAGGAACUUCCUAUAAAAAAUCCUGUGUACCUUAUGCUAGGGGCAUCCUUUGGAUCUGCUGCUAAAGGAACUGGGCUCAAGGCUCUUGAAUUUGCUCUAUCUAUCUGUGAAUCAGUAGAUAUGUAUGGUUUCACCGUGGAUCCUGGUUAUAAAGAAUGGACGAGGUACUUUUCAGAAUCUCGACAGGGUCAUACACCUCUUCAUGGUCGGGCUUACUAUCAGAUGAUGGAGUGCCUGGGGCUCAUCAAGAUUCAUUCUCCAAUGCGUGCUGUUCCAAACCGUGUCGUGAAGUGGUUGCCAAGCCAUAGCUUAAUCAGAGCUGCUAGAAUUGCAUCAGAGAAAGUGUUAAGGAGGGCUGGAGCUGCAUCUUUCGACCCUCUGGCAGCUUGUUCAAUUGUCAAAAAGCAAAUUAAAAGGAGCUCUAGAGGACUCUCCAGUCUCAGAAAAUCAGCAAUAGACCAUAAAAGAUAUGUUAGAGGGACAACAAUGUAUCCUUUGGAGCAUAGUCCUGGACAUGGCUUGCUUUGUACGGUGCCUGCUGAUUGAAUCUGUGGCUACUUCCAAUUGUUUUUCAGGUGGCAGAACCAAGGCGUACGCAUCUCGCCAGAGAGAUAUCAGGUUGAAAAUUUGCGGGAGCCAGGCCAGAUUCCGAACAUGUAAGUGGAGAAUUGCAAGCAAAUCUGGGUCGUAAAGCUCAUGGGAGUGGAUUUCCUGGAAGGGUCCAAUCUAGAAGACAGCCGCCGAUACCAUCACAUAACUCUAUGCAGUUCAAGCUCCUUUAGAAAGUUUUCCCCAAGUCUCGAGAGCCAUAAAUCCCUUACAAAACCUUCUCUUUUUACUUUGGAUCAAUUUGCAGUGAAAUCAAAAAGAAAAAUUUCCAAUUAAGCUCAAGUGACCUGCCAUGCAUGGGAAGAAAGAGAGCAAUGACCUAGUGAACGGUGAUCAGCUAGGAAAUUUUGCGACUUCUCGUCGCCAACUGUUGAUGCAGUAAACGUCACAGAAAUUUAAUUUGAAGAGUGGAAGAAGGAACCGCUUUAGCAA
Molecule: messenger RNA, 2097 nt
Organism: Rhodamnia argentea
Lineage: Eukaryota; Viridiplantae; Streptophyta; Magnoliopsida; Myrtales; Myrtaceae
Product: sialyltransferase-like protein 2
Exons: 12
Coding region: 193-1602 (469 amino acids)
Molecular function (GO): sialyltransferase activity
Source: RefSeq, a predicted model, not a curated record